Micromonas pusilla CCMP1545 is the source of this 3246-nucleotide messenger RNA. It is a transcript of the gene SSIIIA, whose product is annotated as glycosyltransferase family 5 protein. The coding region runs from base 187 to 2994 and encodes 935 amino acids. The record is from RefSeq and is a predicted model, not a curated record. The transcript has 3 exons. Lineage: Eukaryota; Viridiplantae; Chlorophyta; Mamiellophyceae; Mamiellales; Mamiellaceae. Gene Ontology annotation, molecular function: alpha-1,4-glucan glucosyltransferase (UDP-glucose donor) activity; starch binding.
CCGCGGCGCGCCCCGCGCCCGCGCUCGCGGCGUCCUCCCGACGCGGCGGCGUCACGCGCGGCGUCGCUCCUCUUCGCGCGAAGGUCGCCCUUGGCGCGAACACGCGGUGCGUCCUCCCGCCCGCGCGCGGCGCGACGCGCGGUCACCGCCAACGCCGAGGAGAGCGGCGGCAUCGACCCGUCGACGAUGACCGGCGACGAGCUCGACCGCGCGAUCGAGGAGCAAAAGGCGAAACUCGCCGCGGCGCAGGCGGCGUACGCCGCCGCCGCGGGCGAGACCCCGAUCCCGCCGCACGUCGCGGCGGGCCCCACGGACGUCCUCUUCUUCACCGUGCCGGACCGACUGGUCGCGGGGAAACCGGCGAAGAUUUACAUCAACACCUGGAACAGCGGCAUCCUCAAGGAUAAGCACAACGUUCGCAUCACCGCCGGGUACAACGACUGGAAGCUCGAAAACUUCGACACGAGCAUGAAGCCCGUCGGCGACGUCGCCAAGGGGUGCUUCUACACCGAGCUCGAAGUCCCCGAGCUCGCGUACGGUUUAAACUUCGUCCUGGAGGCGGACGGGCAGUGGGAUAACAACAACAAGGACAACUGGUACGCGGACGUGCACUUCGGCAAGUCGCGAGAGGAGAUCGUCACGCUCAUGAAGGAGAAAAAGGAGUACGACGAAGACUUCGCGAUCGCGUCCAAGGAGAUCGAGACGGAGCGGUACGAAGAGGGCUCGCGAAGAGAAAACGUCGCGGACGGGGAGAUUCACAUGUACGGGAGGUGCAUCGUGAGGACGCACGAUAACCUCGAGGCGGGGAAGAUGGCGUACUUGCUCUUCAACAAAGCGCACAACCCGAUCGGCGGCCCGAGCGGGAAGCUCAUCGCGCACAUCGGCACGAACAAGUUCGCGAUGGGCACGGAGGCGGAGCUCAUUCUCGAGCCGGUGAAGACGGAGCGCGUGGACGAUGACAACUACUGGUACGGCGCGUCUUUCUUGGUGCCGCCGACGGCGUACACCCUGGAUUUCGUCAUCUCGGACGAGAAGAAGGAAAACUGGGACAACAACGACGGGAACGACUACCGCCUCCUCGUGGACACCUUCGGCGGCGCGACGGAGAAGGACUGGGACGCGAGGGUUCAGAAGCGCAUCAAGAAGCUCGCGGAGCAACGGAUCAUCGACGCGGAAAACAGGAAAAUUUGGGAGGCGGCGAGAAAGGUUGAACGCGCGGAGAAGCGACGGAAAGCGCGCAUGGUCACGGUGAAGCAGCAGCAGCACAUCAUGACGUGCGAGCCAACGAUCGUGAACGCCGGGGACGAGGUCACGAUCAAGUACAACCCCGGGAACACCAACUUGAGCGAGGCGGAGACGGUGUACAUCACCGGCGGGUUCAACCGCUGGACGCACGCGGAUAACAUCCCGGAGACGGCGAUGAUUCCGUCCGCCGCCGCCGGCGUCGGCACGGAGGCGCUCGUGGAGUUCAAGGUGAAAGUGCCCGAGGACGCGUGGAUGAUGGACUUCGUCUUCAGCGACGGCGUCGGAGAGGGCGCGACGUACGACAACCACUUUGGCAGGGAUUACCACGUCCCUAUCGAGGGGUCCACGACGGAGCGGCCGCCGCUGCACGUCAUGCACGUCUCCGUGGAGAUGGCGCCGAUCGCGAAGGUUGGCGGCCUCGGCGACGUCAUCACCGCGCUCGCGCGCGCGGUGGCGGACCAAGGGAACCUCGUCGAGAUCAUCCUACCGCACUACCAGUUCUUCGGCGCGAGCCCGAUGCUCCAGCACAUGGAGUACGAGACUAACUUUGACUGGGGCGGGUGCGGGAUCACCGUGUCGCGGUGCAUCGUCGAGAACAUCCAGGUGUUUUUCAUCCAGCCCUCGAACGGGAUGUUCGCGAAGGACGCGGUGUACGGCUGGAACGACGAUGGGCAGAGAUUUGACUUUUUCUGCAACGCCGCGCUCGAGUUCCUUCUCCAGACGGGUCGCCAGCCGGACAUUCUGCACUGCCACGACUGGUCCACCGCGGAGGUCGCGGGCGCGUUCUGGGGCAACUACCACCAGUACGGCCUGUGGAAACCGAACGUGGUCUUCACGAUCCACAACAUGAACUACGGCCAGGCUAAGAUUGGUAUGGCGAGCGCCGCGAGCCAGGUCACGACGACGGUUUCGCCGUCGUACGCGGGGGAGGUGAGCGGUCACCCCGCGGUGAGCGGCGCGACGGCGUACGGCAAGUUCCACGGCGUGAGGAACGGCAUCGACCCGGAGAUUUGGGACCCGGACACCGAUCAGUUCCUUCCGAUGAACUACAACGCGGACACGCACGAGGCGGGGAAGCGACGCGCGCGCGAGGAGAUCCAAGGCAGGCUCGGGCUCACCUGGGGCGCGGACCAGCCGCUCGUCGGCGUCGUCUCGCGUCUGACGGCGCAGAAGGGCCUCGACCUGAUCAAGCACUCGAUCGGGCACUCGCUGAAGAGAGGCGCGCAGUUCGUCCUCCUCGGCUCCGCGCCGGACCCGAGGGUCCAGGGCGACUUCAACGCGCUCGCCGGGAGCAUGGGCGGGCCCAACGCGGCGUUUUGCUUCGCGUUCGACGAGCCGCUGUCGCACUUGGUGUACGCCGCCGCGGAUUUCAUCCUCGUCCCGUCCAUGUUCGAGCCGUGCGGUCUGACGCAGAUGAUCUCCAUGCGCUACGGCGCCGUCCCGGUCGUGCGCGCGACCGGCGGGCUGCGAGACACCGUGUUCGACCUCGACAACGACAAGGAGCGCGCGGCGUGGGAGGUGGACGGGAGCACGGAUUACAAGGCGACGGGCGACCAGACCAACGGGUUUUCGUUCGACAUGACGGACACGCAGGGGCUCGAGUACGCGCUCGAUCGCGCGCUGGACUCGUACUACAACGACAAGAAGUGGUUCCGCUCAUUGCAGGAGCGGAUCAUGAGGCAGGACUGGUCGUGGAACCGACCAGCGCUGGAUUACAUCGAGCUGUACUACGCCGCGAUCGGGAAGUGAUUUAUCGAGGCGACUUUCGCGGCGAAGGAUGGAUGGAGAGAUAAUAUUUUUACGCGACGGGCGACGGUCGGUCGCGUCGCGCGGCGUGGAGAAUAGGGCGACGAGACGAGGGGUGAGCGCGCGCGGUUGGCGUCGAGACGCGACGCGACGCGCGCUCGAGUUGAAACGCGUGGGGGUGAAGGUAGACGCGAGGUGUACGAGUAGGCAGUGGGCCGCUGCUUUUGAUUCAAAACUUAAGUGAGAGUUUCGUUC